Molecule: messenger RNA, 978 nt
Organism: Fonsecaea erecta
Lineage: Eukaryota; Fungi; Ascomycota; Eurotiomycetes; Chaetothyriales; Herpotrichiellaceae
Exons: 2
Coding region: 1-978 (325 amino acids)
Molecular function (GO): oxidoreductase activity
Source: RefSeq, a predicted model, not a curated record
AUGUCUGCAGCCAGACUACCCAGCACGAUGCGUGCCCUUCUGCAUGAUCAGAAGAAGCAGACUCUGAGCAUCGCCUCGACUCGGCUCCCGAAUCCAUCCCCGACCCAAUACCUCAUCAGACCACACGCUGUGGCCCUGACAGCAGGCGAACUCCUCUGGCCUCGCCCGGAAGAGCUCACCGUUUCAACGCCUGGCGUCGAAUUCGUUGCCCAAGUUGUCGCAUCUCCGUCCUUUAGCUCCAAGUUCAAGCCAGGAGACGAGGUCUACGGGCGUGUCACUUACCCACAGCCCGGAGCUGCAAGGGAAUACUCACUGUCUGACGAUACCGAGCUUGCUCUCCGCCCAAAAAAUCUGUCCAUCAAUGAGGCGGCCACCGUGCCAGUGGGCGCCUUGACCGCGUGGCAGGCCUUGUUCGAGCAGUUCAAACUCAACCCGCCAGACCUCGACCCGAUAGGGAUACCCAUCCAGGGACAGCAGCGCAUCCUGAUCACCAAUGCUUCUGGCGGUGUCGGAAUCUGGGCCGUCCAGCUCGCCAAACUCAUCGGCCUAUACGUGGUCGGCACCACCGGGCCCAACAAUCUUGACUUCGUCCGCUCUCUCGGCGCAGAUGAAGUCCUCGACUACCGCAUCACGAACAUCCGCUCCUGGGCCGAGGAAGAUCCGGCCACGCGGAAGGUGGAUUUCGUCUUUGACUGCACUGGCCUCUCCUCGCUCGAGCAAGCAUGGCAUAUCGUCAAGCAAGGCGGGCAGGUGCUGACCAUCGUGCCCCCGGCGGACAUGCAGUGGAAGUUUACCCUGGCUCGUCCCGAAGGUGUCGACGAGAGCGUGACGGGGAGGUUCUUCGUCAUGCAUCCCUCUGGAGAGCAGCUGGGCAGGAUCACCGAGCUCGCGGAGCAGGGCAAAGUGAGCGCGGUGGUGGAUAGCGUGUUCAAGCUGGAUGAGUUUGAGAAGGCGUUUGAACGACUGGGCAGUGUGUGA